CGUUAGUUGAUCUGCUAAUCGGCUCUGCUCUAUUCUCCAAAGACGAAAGAUGGCUUCUGCGGCUAGAACUUUCACCAGGGCUUUUGCUCGUGCUCCCCUUGCGAGCGGCACCUCUUCAUCCAUCCGAACUUCCGGUCGUCAUGCAGGCCGUUUUGCCCUUCCCUCCCAAAGCUUCCGAGGUGGAUCCCGCAGGGGGUAUUCCUCAGGUCCUGAAGCAGGAAAGUCUUCUACCGGUUAUUAUCUUGGAUUGGGUGCUGUUCUAGCUGGAGGUGCUGGUGCCUUCUACUACUGGAAUAACGAUGGACUGAAAGCUGUUGCCAAACCAGCGUCUUUCACUCCAACCAAGGACGAUUACCAGAAGGUGUACGAUGAAAUCGCGAAGCUCUUGGUAGAAAAAGACGACUAUGAUGACGGAAGCUAUGGACCGGUUCUUGUCCGAUUGGCAUGGCACGCGAGCGGCACCUAUGAUAAGACAAGUGGCACUGGGGGAAGUAAUGGCGCCACUAUGCGCUUCUCUCCCGAAGGCGACCAUUCGGCGAACGCUGGCUUGAAGGCUGCUAGGGAUUUCCUCGAGCCGGUCAAGGCUAAAUUCCCUUGGAUCUCCUACUCCGAUCUUUGGACUCUUGCUGGUGCUUGCGCCAUUCAGGAAAUGCAAGGGCCGAAGAUUCCGUGGCGCCCAGGCCGCGUAGACAGGGAUGUAACCUUCUGCACACCUGACGGACGUCUUCCUGAUGCUUCCAAAGACCAUAGACAUAUCAGAGAUAUCUUUGGACGCAUGGGUUUUGACGAUCGUGAAAUGGUCGCCCUCAGCGGCGCUCACUCCCUUGGUCGUGCCCAUCCUGACCGGUCUGGUUAUGACGGCCCGUGGGAUUUCAGCCCGACUGUCUUCACCAACGAAUUCUUCAGAUUGCUGGUUGAGGAGAAAUGGAACUGGAAGAAGUGGAGCGGUCCUGCCCAAUUCACCGACAAUACCACCAAAACUCUGAUGAUGCUUCCUACCGAUAUGGCCCUUGUAAAAGACAAGGAGUUCAAGAAGCACGUCGAACGAUAUGCCAAGGACAGUGACGCAUUCUUCAGGGAGUUCUCGGAUGCGUUCGUCAAGCUCCUCGAGCUUGGCGUUCCCUUCACCUCCAAGGCUGAAGAUCGCAUACGAUUCAAGUCUUCCCACGACUGAAUUAGCCGCUUUGUGACUUCUUUAACAGCGAAGCGAAACAGUUUUUCCUCUUGAUCGAUCCUUUUCUACUCCUUGAUAAAUCUAAUCAGUUUUUUGUGGCACACCUCUGUCAAUAUCUUUUUAUGAUUUUUUAAAUUCACUUUUUUUUUUUGUCUUAGUAGUAUUUUACCAAGUUCUGUUCUAUUCAGUUUUAGAUUACAAAGAUCUCUCUACUCCUGUUCACCUCGGUUUCGAGGAUCCUCCUCGUUCCACCUUUGUACGAUACCUGUCAUCUUCUAGCGUCGUUCUUGAGCAGGAAAAAUAUUUGGAGAGGGACCGAACAAGUGAAGUGGGAAGUACGGGAAGUGCGCAGAAUGCGCUAAGGUUGAUGGUUGGUGCUUGAUAUAUUUGAUCCUAUAUUCAACACAAUCAAGAUGUAAACAAUUAAAACCCUAUCAGGUAUUAUUCUUCAAAGAGUAUUUUAUUCAAUUCAAGCAAAAGCGAAAAAAAUAAAG
Histoplasma capsulatum G186AR is the source of this 1668-nucleotide messenger RNA. RefSeq names its product cytochrome c peroxidase. The coding region runs from base 50 to 1174 and encodes 374 amino acids. Lineage: Eukaryota; Fungi; Ascomycota; Eurotiomycetes; Onygenales; Ajellomycetaceae. Gene Ontology annotation, molecular function: peroxidase activity; heme binding. The transcript is spliced from 4 exons. The record is from RefSeq and is a predicted model, not a curated record. Gene Ontology annotation, biological process: hydrogen peroxide catabolic process; cellular response to oxidative stress; response to reactive oxygen species.